AUUUUGUGGGAGAAAAAAAUCUCAAUAAAUCUAAAAAAUUCUUGAGUAAAUAACAGGUUGUUUGGAUGCUGUGAGAGUUGUAUUAAAUCAGUCGAUAAUAGAGUUUGGUCAGCGGUGUUGCCACUCGAGGUACAAACAUACUUUUCAAGAAAGUUAUAGCUCCAAAAAAGACGCAAGAUUUUAAGCGAGAUAAAUAAAGUUAAGAUAAAUGGCAGACAUCCUGUUGAAACAUCUUGAAUCGUGUAAACAUACCUCAAUAAUUGAUGCUGUAAAAGAGAAAUAACUUUAGUGUCAUGGCGUAGAAAGAAUGACUGUAAACGAAUUACUUCUUACUCCAAGUGUAUUAAAAGAAAACGAUAUGUGGAGGACAUCUCGUUCAUUUUCAAGGAUUUUUCCUGUAUUUAUUUUAAUCAGUAUUAUUGGUUUUAUAACACUCACAUAUUAUGUAAAUACACAUGAAAAUAAAAUAAAUAAUACAGAUGAUAAUUUAGAAAAUUUAGCUCAAUUAAUUGUUAAUCAAAAUGACAUGAUAAAUAAAAUAUAUAAAAUAUGUGAUAAUGUAGCAAAAAGUAUAAAUAAUGUUAAUAAUAAUUUACCAAUAAUAUUUGCAAUAACACCGACAUUUACACGUCCAGUACAAAAAGCUGAAUUAACAAGAUUAGCACAAAGUUUUUUAUUAGUACCAAAUUUUUAUUGGAUUGUUGUUGAAGAUUCACCAGUUAAAACAAAACUUGUUGAAAAUUUAUUAAAAGAAAGUGGAUUAAAAUAUAAACAUUUAAAUACAAUAACACCACCAAAUUAUAAGCUAGGUAUUAAUGAUCCAAAAUGGAAAAAACCACGUGGUGUUUCACAAAGAAAUUCAGCAUUAAAAUGGAUAAGAGAUAAUUAUGCUAAUACAACAACAAAUGGAGUUGUUUAUUUUGCUGAUGAUGAUAAUACAUAUUCUGUUAAAUUAUUUCAAGAGAUGAGUAAAAUUAAACGAGUUGGAGUAUGGCCAGUUGGUUUGGUUGGUGGUAUGAUGGUUGAACGACCACUUUGCGAUAAUGCAACAAAUAAAGUUAUUGGUUUUAAUGCUGCAUGGAAACCAGAAAGAGUAUUUCCAUUAGAUAUGGCUGCAUUUGCUGUUAAUUUAAAUGUUAUACUUGAUAAAAAAGAUGCAUGGUUUUCAUUUGAAGCAUUGGGAGGAUAUCAAGAGACACAAUUAUUAGAACAGUUGGUUACAAGAGAUCAACUGGAACCUCUUGCUGACUGUUGUACAAAGGUUUACGUCUGGCAUACGAGAACUGAGGCACCACUAUUGAAUGUAGAAAAAAUGCUGAUAAAAAAAGGUACUAAAUCAAAUAUUGAUAUUGAAAUAUGAUUAUGUUUGACAGUUGAAAUGUUCAAUUGUUAUUUUUAACUUUAUAAAAACCUAUGAUUUUUGAAUAAUUAUUAAUUUUAAAUAAUUUAAUUGCUUAGUACUUAAAAAAUUGUUUUAAACUCAUUAAAGUGAUAUUAUCGUAUACAACAUUGAAUGAAAAUUAUAUACGUAAUCUUUUUUUUUUAAUUCGUAAUAAUGAAAUUUGAUAUUUUAAAUUUUGUAUCCAAUCAAUUGUAAUUAUUAUUAAGGUUUAUUGUUAAUUAAUUAUGAGACUCAUUGAAAACAAAUAAAUUUUACAAAUAAA
Molecule: messenger RNA, 1664 nt
Organism: Aphidius gifuensis
Lineage: Eukaryota; Metazoa; Arthropoda; Insecta; Hymenoptera; Braconidae
Gene: GlcAT-I
Product: galactosylgalactosylxylosylprotein 3-beta-glucuronosyltransferase I
Exons: 5
Coding region: 308-1360 (350 amino acids)
Biological process (GO): chondroitin sulfate proteoglycan biosynthetic process; carbohydrate metabolic process
Cellular component (GO): Golgi membrane
Molecular function (GO): galactosylgalactosylxylosylprotein 3-beta-glucuronosyltransferase activity
Source: RefSeq, a predicted model, not a curated record